Molecule: messenger RNA, 4100 nt
Organism: Oncorhynchus kisutch (coho salmon)
Lineage: Eukaryota; Metazoa; Chordata; Actinopteri; Salmoniformes; Salmonidae
Product: 1-phosphatidylinositol 4,5-bisphosphate phosphodiesterase delta-1
Exons: 15
Coding region: 275-2551 (758 amino acids)
Biological process (GO): lipid metabolic process; intracellular signal transduction
Cellular component (GO): plasma membrane
Molecular function (GO): calcium ion binding; phosphatidylinositol-4,5-bisphosphate phospholipase C activity
Source: RefSeq, a predicted model, not a curated record
CUGACUGCGCGGCAGGUCAGGGCGCAUGCUUGGUAUUGGCUGUAGGCUCCUGACAGCGCUGCUUGGUAUUGGCUGUAGGCUACUGACAGCGCUACGCACUGUCUGGAUCUCAUCAGCAGCCUGAAGUUUGUAGCGGACUGAUGGUGCGAGACCUGCGCACUGCUUUUUAUCACCGCUUUGCUAUUCGCAUUUAUCCAUAGAGACCCUUAGACUUGAGCGUUUGCUGGGGGGAGUUUACGCACCUGCAACUUUGGACUGAUCUGGUCAAUUCGGGAUGGAAUCGAACGGUAAAGCAGAAAAACAUGGGUUAGAGAGAGAUGCGGACCUCCAGUUGUUGCUGGUGGGGGGAGAGCUGCUGAAGGUAAGGUCCUCCUCCUGGAAGAAGAACCGCUUCUACAAGCUGCAGGAGGACUGUACAACCAUGUGGCACGAGUCACACAGGACAUUCAAGCGCAACCAGACCUUCUCCAUUGAUGAGAUAGAAUCUGUGCGUAAGGGCCGUCAGUCGGAGGGUCUUCAGAAGCACACAGAGGCCCACGUUGAGGACCGCUGUUUCUCCAUUAUCUUUAAGGGCCGCAGGAGGAACCUGGACCUGAUAGCUACCUCGGCAGAGGAGGCUAGGCAGUGGGUCAAUGGUCUGGAGAAGAUCAUCUCUAACAUGAAGAAACUCAACAGCCAGCAGACGAGCGAGCACUGGAUCUUCAACUGUAUGAGGAAAGCAGACAAGAACAAGGACAACAAGAUGACCCUGAAGGAGCUGAAACACUUCCUCCACCAGAUCAACAUCGAGGUGGACGACAUGUACGCUGAAGUGCUGUUUGCAAAAUGUGACAAGUCUAACUCGGGCUCCCUGGAAGGUCCUGAGAUCAAACACUUCUAUGAUCUGCUGAUAUACCGUGAGGAGAUCGAUGUGAUCUAUGGGAAGUACGCCACUACGGGGGAGCAGAUGAGUGUCAAAGACCUGCUCAACUUCCUGCUGAACGAGCAGCGUGAGGUGGCCACAAUGGAGGACGCUGUAAGCCUCAUAGAGAGAUACGAGCUGGACGAUUCAGCAAAGCAGAAGAAUCACAUGACCAAAGAUGGCUUCCUGAUGUACCUGCACCAGGAGGAGGGGUCUAUCUUCAACCCCGCCCACAAGGAGGUGUUCCAGGAUAUGAGCCAGCCAAUCAACCACUACUUCAUCAGCUCCUCCCACAACACCUACCUGAUGGAAGACCAGCUCAAAGGCCACAGCAGCACAGAGGCCUAUAUCAAGGCCCUGAUGAAGAGUUGUCGCUGUGUGGAGUUAGACUGUUGGGACGGGGCCCAUGGAGAACCAAUCAUCUACCACGGCCACACCCUCACCUCCAAGGUCCUGUUUAAAGACGUCAUCAAGGCCAUCAAGGAGUAUGCCUUCAAGACAUCAGAGUACCCAGUGAUCCUGUCCCUGGAGAACCACUGUACACUGGAGCAGCAGAAACUGAUGGCCAAGCACAUGAUCUCCAUCCUGGGCAGCGCCCUGCUCACCUCCCCCCUGGAGGACCAGAUGCCCACUGCCUUCCCCUCACCCCAGGAGUUGAAGGGUCGGUUCAUCAUCAAGGGGAAACGUCUGAACAAGCUGGAUGCCGUCUUCAGCAAUACUAGUCCUGGAGUAGAGGAAGACUGUGUCUCAGAGGAGGACGAGGCUGCAGAGACCAGCAACUCCAAGACAGACACCAACGGACAGAAGGCCAAAGCCAAGAAGUCAAAGAUCAAGCUAGCCAAGCAGCUGUCUGACCUGGUGAUCUACUGUAAGAGUGUCCACUUCUCAGGGUUUGAGCACGCUAAAGACAAGCAGGCCUUCUAUGAGAUGUCCUCCUUUAAAGAGAGCAAGGCUGUUAACCUGGCUGAGACAGCAGGGAACGCCUUUAUCCACCACAACAUGACCAAGCUGAGCCGUAUCUACCCAGCUGGCUCCAGAACAGACUCCUCCAACUACAACCCUGUUUCCCUGUGGAACGCAGGCUGUCAGAUAGUGGCGCUGAACUUCCAGACUCCCUCUAAGGAGAUGGACCUGAACCAGGGCCGGUUCCGGUCCAACGGGGUGAGUGGAUACGUCCUGAAGCCUGGCUUUCAGAGAUACCCUGGGACAGAGUUUGACCCAAUGACCCUCACCAAGGGACCCUGGCUCAAACGCAAGACCUUCCACAUCAUGGUGAUCUCAGCCCAGCAGCUGCCCAAGUUAAACAAGGACAAGUGUAAAUCCAUUGUGGACCCGCUGGUGAAAGUGGAGAUCGAUGGUGUUCCAGCUGACACGUGCAGCAAGGAGACACGCUCCAUCGAGAACAAUGGUUUUAACCCCAUGUGGAAUGAGACAUUCCAGUUUGACAUCCAGGUACCAGAGCUAGCCCUGGUCCGCUUCCUGGUUGAAGACUAUGACUCCACCUCACAGAACGACUUAAUUGGACAGUACUGCCUGCCACUCACCAGUCUACAGAACGGUUACCGCCACGUCCCUCUUCUCACCAAACAUGGUGAUGUCAUCCCCUCAGCCGGCUUGUUUGUUCACCUCAUGCUGCUGGAUGCCAAAUAGACCCCGUCCACUUCACACGGACCCCACCAACAUCAAACUAACCCCUCCCACAUACUACUGACUCCUCCCACAUAACACAGACCCCUCCCACACCACUAAGGACUCCUCCGACAUUGUAAUGUCUCUUCUCACACCAAAAGGACUACUCCCACAUCAAACUAACUCCUCCCACAUCACACAGACCCCUGAAAACGUGUGUUUUUGCAUCUAUGCGGUAGGUGGGUCUGACAUGCUAAGUUGCUUUUUAAAAGAAUUGUAUGUGAAUGAUACAAGCAAGUAAAGGAUCCUAUUGAAAGUAGGUAGUAUGUCCCUAGUCCUAUAGAGAGUAGUUAGUAUGUUGCUGGCCCAAUAGAGGGUAGUUAUUAUGUUAGGGGUCCUAUAGAGGGUAGGUAGUAUGUUUCUGGUCCUAUAGAGAGUAGUUAGUAUGUUGCUGGUACUAUAGACAGUUAUUAGCAUGUUGCUGGUCCAAUAGAGAGUGGUUAGUAUGUGUAUGAUCCUAUACAGGGUAGUGAGAAUGUUAAUGGUACUAUAGAGAGUAGUUAGUAUGUUGCUGGUAAUAUAGAGAGUAGUUAGUAUGUUGCUGGUACUAUAGAGAGUACUUAGUAUGUUGCUGGUCCUAUAGAGAGUAGUUCGCACAUUGCUGGUCCUAUUGAGAGUAGUUAGCAUGUUGGUGGUCCUAUAGAGAGUAGUUAGUAUGUUGCUGGUCCUAUAGAGGGUAGUUAGCAUGUUUCUGGUCCUAUAGAGAGUAGUUAGCAUGUUGCUGGUCCUAUAGAGGGUAGUUAGCAUGUCGCUGGUCCUGUAGAGAGUAGUUAGUAUGUUGCUGGUCCUAUAGAGAGUAGAUAGUGUGUUGCUGGUCCUAUAGAGAGUAGUUAGCUUGUUGAUGGUCCUAUAGAGAAUAGUUAUUAUGUUGCUGGUCCUAUAGAGAGUAGUUAGCAUGUUGCUGGUCCUAUAGAGAGUAGUUAGCAUGUUGCUGGUCCUAUAGAGAGUAGUUAGUAUGUUGCUGGUCCUAUAGAGAGUAGUUAGCAUGUUGCUGGUCCUAAAGAGAGUAAUUAGUGUGUUGCUGGUCCUAUAGAGAGUAAUUAGCAUGUUGCUGGUCCUAUAGAGAGUAGUUAGCUUGUUGCUGGUCCUAUAGAGGGUAGUUAGCAUGUUGCUGGUCCUAUAGAGGGUUGUUAGCAUGUUGCUGGUCCUAUAGAGAGUAGUUAGUAUGUUGCUGGUCCUAUAGAGAGUAGUUAGCAUGUUGCUGGUCCUAUAGAGAGUACUUUGUAUGUUGCUGGUCCAAAAUAUAGUAAUUAGCAUGUUGCUGGUCCUACAGAGAGUAGUUAGUAUAUUGCUGGUCCUAUAGAGAGUAGUUAGCAUGUUGCUGGUCCUAUAGAGAGUAGUUAGUAUGUUGCUGGUCCGAUAGAGAGUAGUUAACAUGUUGCUGGUCCUAUAGAGGGAAGUUAGUAUCUUGCUGGUCCUAUAGAGGGUAAUUCGCAUGUUGCUGGUCCUAUAGAGGGUAGUUAGCAUGUUGCUGGUCCUAUAGAGGGUAGUUAACAUGGUGCUGGUCCUA